Messenger RNA from Rana temporaria (common frog), 2161 nucleotides. Its product is annotated as arylsulfatase L-like. The transcript has 10 exons. Gene Ontology annotation, molecular function: arylsulfatase activity. The record is from RefSeq and is a predicted model, not a curated record. Lineage: Eukaryota; Metazoa; Chordata; Amphibia; Anura; Ranidae. The coding region runs from base 127 to 1869 and encodes 580 amino acids.
UUUAUAAAGUAAUCUAUUCUAACCAGUUCUGGUUAGAUAUUGGACAACCUACAUUCUACUAUAGAGCACUCCUAAACAUAUAUGGUAGAUCUAUCUCUAUCUAAACUCCUCCCAGGCUAAACACGGAUGAGAAGAGCAGACCGUCAGUCUUCAGACACCUUGAAUGUCAUGGACACUUUGCCAUUUCUACUUUACUUUCUCCUUAUUUGUUCAUAUCCAACAAAUGGUCACAAGCCAAACAUUUUACUGAUCAUGGCCGAUGAUCUUGGAAUUGGAGACGUAGGAUGCUUUGGGAAUAAUACAAUAAGGACUCCUAACAUUGACAGAUUAGCAAAGGAAGGUGUGAAACUUACACAUCAUAUUGCUGCAGCUCCCUUAUGCUCCCCAAGUAGAUCAGCCUUUCUGACUGGCCGAUAUCCUAUAAGAACAGGAAUGACAGGACACAGUGGGUAUGAGGUUUUGAUGUGGAACGCUGCGUCUGGUGGUCUCCCCAGUAAUGAAACAACAUUUGCAAAGAUAUUAAAACAACAGGGUUAUUCCACAGGAAUAAUUGGGAAGUGGCACUUGGGGAUGAAUUGUGAAUCAAGGAAUGACUUUUGCCACCAUCCAUUAAAUCACGGCUUUGAUUAUUUUUUUGGUACUCCUUUUACUCUUGUUAAUGAUUGCGAAGUCACAAGACCAAGUGAACUCCAAUUGAAUAUCAGGCAACAAUUACAUUUUUAUGCACAGAUAUUCGCCAUCACUGUGCUUACAUUACUAGUUAUCAAACUAUUACAUCUGAUCGUUAUUCCCUGGAAACUUUUUAUUUUUGCAUUUUUAGCUUCAAUUUUUUUCCUAUAUUGGUAUGUAGCCCUCGCAUUUCUACCACACUGGAACUGCAUAUUAAUGAGAAACUUUGACAUUGUUGAACAACCAAUGGAUCUGGAGCUAAAAGUUAGCCAGAUAGUGGAGGAGGCCAAAGCAUUUAUUACCAGGAAUAAAAAUGGGCCCUUUCUGCUGUUUGUAUCUUUCUUGCAUAUCCACACACCUCAUUAUACCACUAAGAGGUUUAAAGGAACAAGUAAACAUGAUUUGUAUGGAGACAAUAUAGAGGAGAUGGACUGGAUGGUUGGGGAAAUCCUAGAAGCCAUUGAUAAGGAAGGAUUAGUGAAUAAUACGUUUACCUACUUUACAUCAGACCAUGGGGCAUAUUUGGAAGGAAUGGAAGGAAGUCCUCAUCUGAAAGGCCACAAUGGAAUUUACAGAGGUGGUAAAGGUAUGGGUGGACUCGAAGGUGGAAUACGAGUACCAGGAAUACUUCGCUGGCCAGGUAUUCUUCCUACAAAUACCUCUGUUGAUACGCCAACAAGUCUAAUGGAUAUAUUCACCACUGUAACUAAGCUUGGUGGAGGGACUCUGCCCCAAGACAGGAUCAUUGAUGGAAAGGAUCUAAUGCCUCUCGUGCAAGGAACUGUACCUAAUUCUGAACAUGAAUUUAUGUUUCAUUAUUGUGAUGACUUCUUGCAUGCAGUACGAUGGCACGACACAAGCAGUAAGACCACUUGGAAAGUCCACUAUAUUUCUCCAAAAUUCCCAGAAGGAGCAAACGCAUGCUAUGAUUCAAGGUUUUGUUCUUGCACUGGACAAAAUGUUAUAUACCACAUUUCCCCAUUACUUUUUAACCUUUCGAAUGAUCCUUUUGAGGCGAAUCCUCUACCCAGCGACUCUGUGUUCUAUAGGCAAAUGCUACAGAAAACCCAACUAGCUGUAGCACAUCAUACCUCAACAUUGCAUCCAGUGCCUCAACAGCUCUAUGGGUUAAAAAACAUUUGGGACCCCAGACUUCAACCAUGCUGUGGAUCCUUUCCACUUUGUUGGUGCAACAAAUAAAGCACAAGUCAGAUCUAGCAAUAAACAUUAUUGUAUCUGCUAUGAAAAUAAUCUAGUCAAUGUAAUUUACAGAACCUGUGUAUUGAUAACCAAAACUUUGAUGUGUACUGUACCUUUUUUGUAUUUUUUUUACUAUCACAUGCUGUUCUUUCAAGUUCUGCUGUGCUGGUAAAACAUACUAAAACAUGGUAGUCUUAUCAUAAUGGCAGAAAAAAGUUUUCAAAAAUUGAUCAAUUUAUUAUCAAAUUGGUGAUAAAAAGUUUUAAUAAACUCAAUUUUAUAUUGAAAUGUU